Messenger RNA from Penicillium taxi, 2916 nucleotides. RefSeq lists its product as uncharacterized. The record is from RefSeq and is a predicted model, not a curated record. The transcript has 3 exons. The coding region runs from base 1 to 2916 and encodes 971 amino acids. Gene Ontology annotation, biological process: positive regulation of TORC1 signaling. Gene Ontology annotation, molecular function: protein binding. Gene Ontology annotation, cellular component: cytoplasm. NCBI's taxonomy places the organism in Eukaryota, Fungi, Ascomycota, Eurotiomycetes, Eurotiales, Aspergillaceae.
AUGGAGUCUGCCAUUAGAUGGUCGCAAACCUCAACUACGGCGGAACAGCGGUUUUUGGCAGUCGACGUUGCAGGUAAAUCCUUUCGUCUUUGCAAAGUCACAAAUUUUGAUGGCAAGGCUGUACGACAUGAAAUCAUCUCCCACCUGAAGGACGUACCCCUUUUUCGCGCGUACGACUGGUCCACCUCCAACGAGAACCUUAUCGCCGUCGGUCAAUCGUCUGGCGAAGCUACAAUUCUACGACUCGACGCUGACGCGAAGACUUCGCUUUCGUUCCCCGUUCGCAACCAGCGGUAUUGUAAUUCGGUCGCAUUCAGUACACAUGGACUGGUGGCUGCCGGACUUGAUCGUGUGCGCAAUGACUUUUGCUUCAAUAUUUGGGAUGUAAACCAGCGGCUCAGUCCCUCUGGUGGGAGUAAAGGGUUUCCUGAGCCCCUGAGGAAACUAGCAAGCUCAGAACCGAUUACAAGUAUCAAAUUUUUCCGUGAUCAACCAGAUACCGUGGUGACGGGAGUCAAGGGUCAAUUCGUUCGGAUUUAUGACCUUAGAGAGGGCCCGGGAAAUCCUUCUCUUCAAUUUCCAACUCGCUGUGUUCACAACCUGGCAAUCAAUUCACUUGAUGAGAACUAUAUCGCAUCCUGUUUGACAUCAAACGAAAGCACUAUUUGCGUCUGGGAUCGACGAGUAGGAGCUCGACUGACAUCCCCAUCAACAGGUUCUUUAACGAACAAUCCAGACUCCAAUCAAGCGGUGGCUGCACUGCAGUUCAACAAUAUAUUUGAUUCUAAAUCCUCUAUUUGGAGUGUACGAUUUUCCAAAACAAACCGAGGCUGUCUUGGAGCACUAUCAAACACUGGCCAUUUCAAGACCUUUGACAUUGCAAAAGAUUACUUGACAGAGGAUUAUCGCUCGCCUAUGGAUGAGAAUCUCGGUCAAGGCUCUUGGAGAAAAUUUCCUGAACCAGUUUAUACAAAACAUGUGCGGGAUGUGUGCACUCCGUUCCACCAUCCCACACGUGGAUGCAGAGAGAAAGAGCGCGUUGUAGCAUUCGAUUUCCUGAAUAUUAGCAUCUCAGCCCAAGCAAGUGCUAUCGCACUUGAUGGCAAUGGGCAACCGCAAAUAAUUACCGCGCGACCACCAUGCCCACCCGUGGCCCUAUCUUCAAAAGGAGCCUUAGCUUGUGGAGUUUCGUCCAAAACCUCGGAUAUUAGAUCUAUUCACCCUCUCUCUGAUCAAAUUUCUCCCAUCUCCGAGCUGGUUGGAAAUAUCAGGAACCGCGUCCUCUCAAACAGCGAAAUUGAGAUGCCCCCAAGAAGUAGAAAGCCUCUUACCAGGAGUUUGAGCUCCGAUCCUGUCCCAAGCUGUGAAGGUAGAGAACGAGCGUUGUCCUUGGGAACGCUUGGGACUCCUUUGACAGCAAAGGAGGCUCUGACUCUCUCCACAGUCUACCGAUUGAGAUGUAAAGAGGGCUACCUAUUUGACGCGGGUCUGAAUCAGAAAAUUGUAGCUGAAGAUACUGCACUGAAAGAUUUUUGGAGCUGGAUUGAACGUGCCUGUUUCGACUCAUCGUAUAUGGAAACUGUAGUCGAUGGAUUUGACAUGAAUUUCCUCGGCGUGAGCAAUGUUUGGAAUAAUGACAAAGGCCAAGGGUUUGAGAAACGACACACAAGCUCCAAGGGUGACGAUACUAAAAAAAUAUCCGAUGGAUUUGUCCAACUUGUCGAACAGCUGAACAUACCGGAAGUAAAAAGCUGUGAGACUUCCUACCCCGAGCAUCGACGCCUCUGUCUUCAUAUUUGCGGCGCAGCACAGUCGUAUGAUGAACUCGAGAUAUUGGUGAAGAAGCUUUCCUCUGAGGCUCAACAUACUAAAGCCGCUGCGCUUGCUGUUUUCCAAGAUGAGCCUAAAUUGGCAUAUCUAGGCCUUCGCAGCAAUGAACCUGCACACGCACAUAAGUUAUUGGCGAUGGCGAUUGCAGGUGCUGCGAAGGGUGAUAACAGUGCCGAUUGGGAAGAAACCUGUGCAGAUAUUUCGAAAGAACUCACAGAUCCAUACGCUCGGGCGAUUCUUGCUCUAGUGAGCAAAGGUGAUUGGAAUGCGGUUAUCAAAGAGACUACGCUGCCGUUGAAAUACCGCGUUGAAGUCGCGUUGCGCUGGCUUCCAGAUGCUGAACUCAGUGUCUAUCUCAAAGAUGCCACUGCAGAGGCGACCUCCAGAGGCGAUAUCGAAGGAGUGGUCCUCACUGGCUUGGGAUACCUGGCCAUGGGUUUGUUUCAGUCUUACAUCGAAAAAUUCAAUGAUGUACAGACCCCGGUGCUUGCCAUGAGCCAUACAGUGCCACGAAUUAUCAGCCAUCCGACUUACAUCUCCCAGUACGAGGCUUGGCGACAAACCUAUCGCCGACUGAUGAAUUCUUGGAAACUCCAACUCGAAAGAGCACGGUUCGAUGUGGGCUCUCGCCGAUUUGCAGUGACCGCUGACGGGCGGAAACUAACCCCAAAUCCACCACAGCAAGUCAGUCUGACCUGCAAUUUCUGCACUCGCCCACUCACCCAGCAUGAUUCAUCGACAGAGGGGUCUCUUUCAGGCGCUGGUGAAACUGUGCAUCAAACGGUGGGCAACCCACUCGGCUCUACGACAAUGUCGGGAACAGUAUGUCCACGUUGCGGUCGCCACAUGCCUCGCUGUGGUGUUUGUACUAUGUGGCUAGGCUCUCCUGACCCGAUGUCGCGCUCUGGAAUUGCAGCCGAUGCAGAGCCUAAUGCUCACAACCCCAGCGAAACUGAGGUUAUGAGGCGUUUUACGGUAUUUUGCAUCAACUGCAACCAUGGAUUUCAUGCGCACCAUGCGCGAGACUGGUUUACGAGGCACAAAGUGUGUCCAGUCGCAGAGUGCAAUUGCAUCUGCGAUCGAUGA